GACAGGUGUGUUCGUUAAACGUUUGCGUCCCUCCCGGUUUAAUAUGACUCAUAUCCGGACUAGCACCAACUGACACUACAACCACACAUUUCAACUAAACUGGGAGUAUUUUUAAUACACAAUGACAACAUGUGACCUACUUGUCGGCACCAGUGUCCCUCACAACAGUUCCUAACGAAAACGGCUUUUAAGGAGUCGAUUUUUUUUUAAGCCCCGCCCGGCUCCAUCAGUCGGUGUGUGUCGAACACAAAAACGAGCGCUGCUGAAGUAACGCGGGAAACGGUCCUGUGUUGGUUGAGUGUUUUGCAGAGAGGAGCAGCCGCUAACCGCCACAGUAACGGGUAGUAUCGCUACAGAAACAGUGACUGACCGACCCCGACAUCUCUACCUCCCUCUCUGGUCUGAAGGGACGUGUCGUUGAGCCAGAGGCCGUGCUGCAGCCGGCCGAGCGGCCCAGAGGAGCGGGUCUGUGGGUCAGCGGGUCUGUGUGUCGGUGUCGGGGCCGCGCUGCUCGUCCCCGUGUCUCUGUUAGCUCCGACACAAAGAGGAGUCCUGCUAACCUGCUAACCUGCUAAACACCUCCUGUCCUGCUGCUUUAAACAACAUGGAUACGUUCCAGAAGGUGGAGAAGAUCGGAGAAGGGACGUACGGAGUGGUUUACAAAGCCAAGAACAAAGUGACGGGAGAAACUGUUGCUCUCAAGAAGAUCCGGCUCGACACGGAAACAGAGGGUGUUCCCAGCACGGCCAUCCGGGAGAUUUCCCUUCUCAAAGAACUCAGUCACCCAAAUAUUGUCAAAUUGCGUGAUGUCAUCCACACUGAGAACAAGCUCUACCUUGUUUUUGAGUUCCUUCACCAGGAUCUGAAAAAGUUCAUGGACUCCUUCACAGUUGCUGGUAUCCCACUGCCUCUGGUUAAGAGUUAUCUUUUCCAGCUGCUGCAAGGCCUGGCCUUCUGUCACUCUCACAGGGUUCUUCAUCGAGACCUGAAGCCCCAAAACCUCCUCAUCAACGCCCAGGGGGAGAUCAAGCUGGCUGACUUUGGCCUAGCCAGAGCCUUCGGGGUGCCUGUCCGCACAUACACACAUGAGGUGGUAACACUUUGGUACAGAGCACCAGAAAUCCUCCUGGGCUGUAAAUACUACUCCACAGCUGUUGACAUCUGGAGUCUCGGGUGCAUCUUUGCUGAAAUGCUCACCAAGAGGGCCUUAUUCCCCGGUGACUCUGAGAUUGAUCAAUUAUUCCGAAUCUUCCGAACCUUGGGGACACCUGACGAGAACGUCUGGCCAGGAGUCACAUCGAUGCCUGACUACAAACCAUCUUUCCCCAAGUGGGCCCGGCAGGAUUUAUCCAAAGUGGUGCCGAUCCUUGAUGAGGAUGGAAGAGAACUGCUUGCAGAAAUGCUGAAUUACGACCCAAACAAAAGGUUAUCUGCCAAAAACGCUCUUGUACAUCGAUACUUCCGUGACGUCACCAUGCCAAUUCCUCAUCUGAGACUCUGAGUCAAGCAGAACAUCAGUCCAUUUUAAUGCCAACGAUGUCUAAGCAAUAAGGACGACCUCACUUCGCCUCAUAUCCACGACUGGAAUGGACAGAAAAAGUGGACACUAAAGGCUAUGUUGGAUACUUAAAUGGAUAUUUGUUAAUACCUAAAACCAGCUUUCUAGACCAUAGACGUCCCGAGGGUUUUGCUGUUUUUUCAGCAGUUAUGUUAUUAUAGUUAUGAACGUUUAACUGUAAUUUUCAACAUCAUUAUUUUGCAUAUAUUUCUGUUCAACUGCCAUUUUUGAUGUAAAUGUUUAUUUGUUAUUGGGAUGCCUCUCCGACCGAGUUAAAGUGCAGGUCAGGUAGACUCAACCUACUGUUCUGCUAUUAUAUUUCACAGUUUAAAUUAUAUGUUGGCUUUAAGAUGUCCAAAUUCCAAUAGUCAAGUUAGAAUAGUAGUUAGAAUUAAAUAUGAUUGAAUAAGUUGUGGGAUAGUGCAAAUAACAAAUGUCAUGCUUUGUAAGGCUGAGCAGCUACUGAAUGAAAGACGUGAGUGACGGUCGUCAAACAACAAACAUCUUCAGCUGAUGUCAAACCGUUUGUGGUAAAAGAACAUGACUACAAUCGUGUUCUUUUAGGUUGAUUUUCUUGCAGUUAAAUUCUUUACCUUUGGGUCUAAAGUAUCUUGAAGUCUUUUCAUAACAGCACCUUUGGUUGUUUAACACACAAACAUGUUUAUCGGUCGUUGAGGUUUGCUUGCAGGUUUUCUCACCAAACUGAAGUUCUAAGCUUUGUACAUACAGUUGUGAAAUGCAAACGUUACCUGUUGAAAUUCAGAUUUUUACAGAAUUCAAUAUGCUGUUGCAUCUUUCUUACUCUAGAUUUUAUUCAAAUGUGAUGAACCGUUUUUUAUGGAUAUUGUUUAUUUACAGUUUGAAAA
Molecule: messenger RNA, 2424 nt
Organism: Anoplopoma fimbria (sablefish)
Lineage: Eukaryota; Metazoa; Chordata; Actinopteri; Perciformes; Anoplopomatidae
Gene: cdk2
Product: cyclin-dependent kinase 2
Exons: 7
Coding region: 605-1501 (298 amino acids)
Biological process (GO): G1/S transition of mitotic cell cycle; regulation of gene expression; protein phosphorylation
Cellular component (GO): cytoplasm; nucleus; cyclin-dependent protein kinase holoenzyme complex
Molecular function (GO): ATP binding; cyclin-dependent protein serine/threonine kinase activity; cyclin binding
Source: RefSeq, a predicted model, not a curated record